Messenger RNA from Cuscuta campestris, 406 nucleotides. NCBI's taxonomy places the organism in Eukaryota, Viridiplantae, Streptophyta, Magnoliopsida, Solanales, Convolvulaceae. The record is from the annotation of a GenBank genome assembly.
GGCAGCCAUGAAGAGGUCGAGGAUGAUGAAUAUGAUGAGGAGGAGAAUUUAAACAAUUGAUGAGGACUGCAAAUUUCUUCCAUGGAUGGCUAAACUAUUUGGCAAUUAUACGGUACAAACCGAUAUGUCUGAAAUGUCAAACCAGUGAUUUGACACAUUUGGCCAGAAAACUCAAGUUGAGACCAUUGAAGGGCAAUUCAAUGGCUAGAAUUAUUAAGGCGCUCGCCUCUCUCGCCUAUGGCGCCUCAGGCGACCAGGCGAGCUCUCAGCGCCUCAAUGAAGCCAGGCGAGGCGAGAUCCCUAAAGCGCGCUUAAGGCGGUCGCCUUUCUCGCCUCAAUCACUGCCUCAGGCGUUCGCCUAGCUCGCCUUUCUCGCCUCAAUCACUGCCUUAAGGCUUUAGGGUAU